This is a messenger RNA of Aspergillus mulundensis, 846 nucleotides long. Its product is annotated as oxidoreductase, short-chain dehydrogenase/reductase family. The transcript is spliced from 2 exons. Bases 1 to 846 code for a protein of 281 amino acids. NCBI's taxonomy places the organism in Eukaryota, Fungi, Ascomycota, Eurotiomycetes, Eurotiales, Aspergillaceae. Gene Ontology annotation, molecular function: oxidoreductase activity. The record is from RefSeq and is a predicted model, not a curated record.
AUGUCCGCCGAGGAGCAAGUCCAACUACCAGAUUUCCCCUCCAUCUUCUCCCUGGAGGGCAAAGUCGCCGUUGUAACCGGCGGAUCCCGCGGCCUUGGGCUCUACGCUGCGAGCGGCCUGCUCCAAGCCGGCUGCUCAAAAGUCUAUAUCACCUCGCGCAAAAAGUCCGCCUGCGACUCCGCCGCCGCAGCCCUAAACGCCCUGCCGAACCUCCGCCCCGGCGCGCAAGCAAUCUCCGUCCCCGCCGACUCCUCAAAGGUCUCCGAGAUCGAGCGGUUGGUGUCCGAAGUCUCCAAGACAACAGACCACAUCGACAUCCUCUUCGCCAACGCCGGCGCAACAUGGGGCGAGGAAUUCGCCAAGUUCCCGGAGUCCGCAUUCACCAAGGUCCUCGACCUCAACGUCAAGAGCGUCUUCUUCACGAUCCAGAAGUUCUUCCCGCUCCUCUCUGCGCAGGCUAGCAUUGAGAAUAAGUCCCGUGUUAUUAUCACAGGCUCUGUGGCGGGAAUCACGCUCGGCAGUUUAGGGAAGAACGCGAGUUUCAGCUACAGUGCGUCCAAGGCGGCGGUUCUGCAUAUGACGCGUAAUCUGGCGGUUGAGUUGGGGCCUAGCCAUGUGAACGUCACGGCUAUUGCGCCGGGCUUUUACCCGAGUAAGAUGGCGAACGGGCUGAUUGAGCUUCAGGGGGGGAUGAAGGGAUUGGAAGAGGCGAGUCCGAAUAAGCGGCUUGGGAGGCCUGAGGAUAUUGCGGGGUUGGUGGUGUUUUUGGCGAGUAGGGCUGCGGGGCAUUUGAAUGGGAGUGUUAUCACCACGGAUGGAGGGGCGCAUUUGAAGGGAAGGAUGUAG